GAGUGUUGAUAAAAUUAACUGUGAAUAUUCCAACAACAUUUCGAUCGGCAAAAUAUUUGAUGUCACAUUGGAAAUAAAUUUGAUCAUUCGAUUUAGAAUACAGAGUCACUUUGUUGAGAUCUGUCACGAUGAGAAGAAAGAGAGCCAAGAAUGGGCGCAGUACGUCGUUGAAGAUGACUCUAAAUCAAGUGCUGCGGGAAGAGUAUCGUGCACCAUUCAUCGAUCAGGUCACAUACUGGUGCCUUUCGGCCACAAUGAUUACGACUCUGGCGUCAUUACUGUUUUUGUUCAAAGCAAACAAAGCCUUUGACGAUGAAAAUGUUCGAUUUUUUAAAGGUGAAUCCGAUGAAUACACGAAUGAUCAAUUCAAUAAAUACGUGAAUAGUGUAAUUGGUGAAUGUUUCACCUCGGUAUUACAAGAAAAUUACCACAAAUUACUGCUUGCAUUUCGACGAACUGUGGAGCAAGCAUGUCCUGAUUUUCUUCGUCCAGAAAAUUGGCCAGCUCGCGAGGGCAUGGGAAACGCAUUCAAUCAUCUCAUCACUCAGUACAUAACAAACGUGAAAAAUAACAUCAAAGUAUGGGCAUUCAGUCGCAUCAAGAAAUUUUUCACGCUAAAGCGCUACGAACUGAAUUUGAAUCGACAAGGAAACCUCAUCACUGAAUUGAAUGUGAAACGUGCGACGAAGAUCGUAAUGUUCCAAAGUAGAGUCGAGAGAAACGCGAACAUCGAUCUUCUAUUAAACGAAGCAGCAGGCAUUGGAUUGCCAAUCAAUGUACACUUUCAGAAUCUCAUUCGUGGUCGCUGGUUCCAAACCAUUACAAUAUUUAUAAACAUUCAGCGACAAAUUUUCGAUUUUCACGCGAAAUAUGAAAUGUUGAAACAACGCUGAUUCCAAUAUCGACGCGAUCCGAACAACAAUGUCAUGCCGACCACUCCACUCCCGCCAAAAAUAAAGAAUUUUUUAGUAGUUCCAGUCCACGAUUUCGAUAUGAAACAUAUCCGCAUCGAUAUCCA
Molecule: messenger RNA, 1018 nt
Organism: Contarinia nasturtii (swede midge)
Lineage: Eukaryota; Metazoa; Arthropoda; Insecta; Diptera; Cecidomyiidae
Exons: 2
Coding region: 129-893 (254 amino acids)
Source: RefSeq, a predicted model, not a curated record